Messenger RNA from Peromyscus leucopus (white-footed mouse), 1736 nucleotides. RefSeq names its product ubiquitin carboxyl-terminal hydrolase 29-like. NCBI's taxonomy places the organism in Eukaryota, Metazoa, Chordata, Mammalia, Rodentia, Cricetidae. Gene Ontology annotation, cellular component: cytosol; nucleus. The coding region runs from base 1 to 1455 and encodes 484 amino acids. Gene Ontology annotation, biological process: G1/S transition of mitotic cell cycle; protein deubiquitination. The record is from RefSeq and is a predicted model, not a curated record. The transcript is spliced from 2 exons. Gene Ontology annotation, molecular function: cysteine-type endopeptidase activity; cysteine-type deubiquitinase activity.
AUGAAUUCCAUUUUACAAUCUGUCUUUGGGAUUCCAACGUUUGCAAAGGACUUGCUCACACAAGGUAUUCCAUGGGAGAAAGUUUCCUAUGAUGAUCUUAUCAAGCCCUUAAGUCAACUGCUUGUCUUGAAAGACAUCCGAGAUAUAGAGGUCAAGGGAGAGUUACUCAUUAAUGUCAAGAAAUCCAUCUCCACAGUUGCAGACACAUUCUUGGGUGAUGAACAGAAUGAUGCCCAUGAAUUUCUAAAAUGCCAUCCCCAAAAGUUUGUUUGUCCUGUCAGUGCUAAUUUUGAAAUAGAGCUGCAGAGCUCUAUUGUUUGUGAGGCCUGUGGUGAGGCUACUCUCAACACUGAAGUGAGUAAUUACCUCUCUGUUGACCUGCACCAAGGCACAAGAGAACAGCCUCUAUCAAUUCAAAAGUCACUUGAUCUUUUCUUUACACCAGAAAAAAUUGAGCGUAAUUGUGCGAAGUGCAAGAACAAGAAUUCAGUUCUCAAGUACACUUUGAAGAGGCUCCCCAGGGUCCUCAUUGUUCAUCUGAAACGCUACCACUUGACCGCAAAUGGGUUGUUGGUGAAGAGUCAGCAGCCAGUUGAGAUUUCUAAGUAUCUAAAUGUAUCUUCCCACUUCAAUGAAAACAUAAAAGAACCACUUUCCUUGACCAGCAAGACAUCUUAUGAGGACUGUGAUGUCCCCAAUGUCCCUGAAGAGAUGAUGCCUGAGAUCCUCGGCCAGCCAAUACCAUCUAGGAGUGUGAAGAACUAUGAGAAAAUUAAUGUAUAUGGAACAGCAGAUCGUCACACUACCACUGAGAUGUUCAAUUAUUUUUAUGAUCUUAAAGAGCAAAUGAUUCUGGAAGGAUCUCAAGAAAUGGCUGAACAGCUCCUCCAGAAUCCUGGGACUAGAUUCCACAAGGAAUUCCUUCCUCAGGGAUCACCUGAAAGUGUUAGGGAUUUUGCAGAAGACACAGAGAAGGAUAUGCAUACAUCUUUAGAUUUGAGAGAUGACAUAGAUGAUGAAUACUCUCUUGGUGCAUGGUGGAAUCCUGAAAGCAGCAAUUUUCUGGGAAGCAACUACCUAUUGGAUGUUAUUGAUGAGGCAGAAAGUAUGGUAUUUGGAGAUGAUCCUCAGAAUUACAGACUGGUCAGUGUUGUCAGCCAUUUUGGGAGCUCCCAAGAUUCAGGUCAUUAUGUAAGCGAUGUGUAUGAUUUUCAAAAGCAAGCAUGGCUCCUGUACAGUGAUGUCCAAGUGUUCGAGAUCCCAGAGGCCUUGAUUCAGGAGAAUCGGCUUCACACUGGAUACAUUUUUUUUUACAUGCGAAAUGAGCUUUUUGAGUGGCUGUUGAAAAAGGCAUCAGAGUGCAAGUUGCUUAACACACCUAAAGAGCAACAGAAGAAUAUGGAUCUUUUCUCAACACUGCUUAAUGGCUUUACAUACUUCCUGGAAGAAUCCUAAAUUCUACCCAUAAGGAAGACCCAUCAAGCUCAACGGAAAACUCAAAAAACAAAACAGAACAAAACAAAACAAAACAAAACAAAACAUAACAAAACAAAACAAAACAAAACAAAACAAAACAUCACAUCACAUCACAUCACAUCACAUAGCAAAACAAACAAAAUAUUAGGACAGAAACCCAUACAUCCAUGAUGCAGGCUAUAUACCAUUUUCUCCAACAAGGCUAUAGUGAUGCUUUUCAUGUAUUUUUUUUAUUUGUUUGCUUUUGUUUGUUUUGUGUU